Molecule: messenger RNA, 918 nt
Organism: Manacus vitellinus (golden-collared manakin)
Lineage: Eukaryota; Metazoa; Chordata; Aves; Passeriformes; Pipridae
Gene: ISX
Product: intestine specific homeobox
Exons: 5
Coding region: 1-918 (305 amino acids)
Biological process (GO): regulation of transcription by RNA polymerase II
Molecular function (GO): DNA-binding transcription factor activity, RNA polymerase II-specific; RNA polymerase II transcription regulatory region sequence-specific DNA binding
Source: RefSeq, a predicted model, not a curated record
AUGGACCCCCGGGGGUGUGCUGGACAGGGGAAGCCCAGCCUGUCCUUUUCCAUUGAGGAAAUCUUAAAGAAACCUUCUGCCAGCACUGUCCUAAGCAGUGAAACCAGGAAGAGAAGGAACUACAUUGAGAGAUCUCCAUCCGUAAAAGCAGGGUCACCACUGGCUGUUGAUUCCAGCAGCAGGAGUCAGUUAGAAUGUGACUUACCUUCAGCCAAAAUGCUUCUCUCCACCACAUGUGCUACACCCAUUGCCAGAGCAAAGAGAGUGCAGGCAACUCACUGCAGAAGACCUAGAGACAGCCCAGUGUCCCUCCUGGGUGAGGACAUAGGACGUGAACACCUGGAAGGCAAGAGAAAACAUGAAGAAGAGGAAGAUCAGCUGUGUGAUUUCCCAGUGGACCAUCCACUUCAUGUUGAGAGGAAAGGGAAACGGAGAAUCCGGACAACGUUCACAGCUGAGCAGCUCCAGGAACUGGAGAGGAUUUUCCAAGUGACUCACUACCCAGAUGUCCAUAUUCGCAAUCAACUGGCAGCAAAGAUAAACCUCCCAGAAGCCAGAGUUCAGAUCUGGUUCCAGAAUCAGCGAGCAAAGUGGAGGAAACAUGAAAAAUUUGGCAACUUUGGUGGCCUUCAGCAUCUUACAGAAGUUGAUUUCAUUCCUGCUCCUAAGUCAGAUUUCACAGCUCCAAGCUUGAUGCCAAGAAAGCUCUCUGCUUCCUUUCCUGCUAUGGGAUACUACUCACCGCUGCAAGGACAGCUGACAACUGCCUGGCUGCCCAGCGCGUUCUCCUUCUCUCCCCACCACAUGGAGCUGCUGUCCUUCCCAAAACCGUACUUGGUCUUCAAUGUCCUCCCCCCUUACGGCUCGUCACUACCCCACAAGUUGGAAAGGAGCAGGAUCUGCGCCAGCUCCACAUAG